Messenger RNA from Cryptotermes secundus, 3202 nucleotides. It is a transcript of the gene qua, whose product is annotated as advillin. Gene Ontology annotation, cellular component: actin cytoskeleton; cytoplasm. Gene Ontology annotation, molecular function: actin filament binding; phosphatidylinositol-4,5-bisphosphate binding. Gene Ontology annotation, biological process: actin filament severing; barbed-end actin filament capping; cytoskeleton organization. The transcript is spliced from 16 exons. Bases 11 to 2713 code for a protein of 900 amino acids. Lineage: Eukaryota; Metazoa; Arthropoda; Insecta; Blattodea; Kalotermitidae. The record is from RefSeq and is a predicted model, not a curated record.
GAAUAUCCACAUGUUGCGGCAGAAUGAGACAGCGUGUCCAGGUGAGCAGUGUGGUCAGUGGUCACUGGCACAGUGCGACGCAAAAUAUCAUGAUAACCAUGCUCGUCAAGGUUUGAAGCAAGGACGUCAAGAGAGAAACCACCGUGUCUUUGUGAUCUCACCUACAAUGCCGCCGGUGGUGUUACGGAGAAUAGAAAGCCUAAUGACUGCCACUGUGGAUCUAGCCUUCAAGGCUAUACCAAAAAACAGCACUGCCUUCCUGAUUUGGAGGAUAGAGCACAUGCAGUUAGCGCCUGUCCCUAAAGAUCAGUAUGGAAAUUUCUUUGAGGGGGACUCCUACAUUGUCUAUGCUGCAUCUGAGUAUGGGAAACCUGUUGCAGCAGAUUCCAAGCCUGUGCAGAUUCAUGGAAUUCCUGAGGUCCACAUCCACUUCUGGCUGGGCAAGGAAACUACCAAUGAUGAGGCUGGUGUAGCAGCAUACAAAACAGUAGAGCUGGAUGACUACCUGGGGGGCAGUCCCAUCCAGCACCGUGAGACACAGGGCAGUGAGUCAACUAGAUUUAAGGGAUACUUCAAGAUGGGCAUGAGAAUACUGAAGGGUGGAGCAGCUUCAGGUUUCAACCAUGUCACUGACAUGUUCGAACCCCGUCUCUUCCACAUCAAGGGCAGGCGUUCACCAACUGUCACUCAAUAUCCAAUCUCUUGGGAACACUUCAACAGUGGUGAUGUGUUCAUUAUUGACACAAAGGAAAUUGUGUUUGUGUGGGUUGGCAGGUCUGCUAAUAAUAUGGAGAAAUUGCAGGCUUGCAAGGUGGCCGAAAAACUCAGGGAUGAGCACAAGGCCAGCUCCAUUGUCUUUGUGGACGAUGGAAAAGAGAACUCAUUGCCUGUGUGCGAGAGAACAGUGUUCAAUGCACAUCUCAGCUUGAGUAACCGCAAAGUCAAGUCUGCUGAAGAUGCUGGGGCUGAUGAUGUGCAGGAAGAAGCAGACCAAGGGACACUUACUCUGUAUCACUGCAGUGAUGAGGAUGGUACCUACAAAGUCACAGAAGUGAAGUCUGGACCCUUGGAACAGACAGACCUUACAUCUGAGGACAGCUUCAUUAUUGACAAUGGUUCUAAAGGUAUCUGGGUAUGGAUAGGCCGCAAAGCAUCGUCAAAGGAGCGGGUGGAAGCAAUGCGUAAUGCUCAGGGGUAUGUGACCAAGAAAGGAUAUCCAAGCAACACAUUAGUCACACGAGUGGUAGAUGGAGGAGAACCCAUCGAGUUCAAGGCGUUGUUCAGCUCAUGGAAGGAGCGCAACCAGACAACUGGCAUGGGGAAACAAAGCACUGUGGGCAAGAUCGCUACCACUGUCAACAACAAGUUCGACGCUUCCACCCUGCAUGAAAAACCAAAGCUUGCAGCUGAAUCACAGCUUGUAGAUGAUGGAACUGGAGAACUCACUGUAUAUCGUGUUGAAAAGUUCCAGCUGGUCCCUGUGCCUGACAAACUACAGGGUGUGUUCUUCUCUGGUGACUGUUAUGUUGUGAAGUACACAUACCUGACUGGAGGCACUGAGAAAUACCUCAUCUACUACUGGCUGGGCCAACACUCAUCUCAAGAUGAGCAGGGUACUGCUGCACUCAAGACAGUAGAACUGGAUGAUGAGCUGGGUGGUGCAGCAGUUCAAGUGCGGGUGGUACAGGGCAAGGAGCCAGCACACUUUCUUAAUAUCUUCAAAGGCAAGAUGAUUAUUCUGCAUGGUGGCAAGGCAUCUUCAUUCGAUGGUGAAGGAGCUAAAGACACUGGAAUUCCUGAUGAUUUCUUGCUGCAGGUGCGAGGCAAUGAUAGUCAUAACACCAGAGCAACUCAGGUUGACCUCCGAGCAGCCUCACUGAACACUAAUGAUGUGUUCUUGUUGAAAAUUGGUGGUUCCAGCUAUGUGUGGUGUGGUAAAGGCUCUACAGGUGAUGAACGUGAGAUGGCCAAGAAGAUUGCUGCUGUUAUUGCUCCAGGAGAUCAAGAAGUAGUAUAUGAAGGUCAAGAGAAGUCUGACUUCUGGGAAGCAAUUGGAGGCCAGGAGGAAUAUGCAAAUGACAAGCGCUUAGCAGAUUCCACUGACCGCAUGCCUGCCAGACUAUUUCAGUGUUCCAAUGCUACUGGGGUAUUCAAAGCGGAGGAGAUCAUGAACUUCACACAAAAUGACCUUGUGUCCGAAGAUGUAAUGAUGCUGGAUGCUCAUGAUUCCAUUUUUAUAUGGAUUGGAAAAGACUCAAACAAGGAUGAAAGAGACAAGGCUGUUCAGAUGGUCAUGGAGUAUCUCGCAACAGAUCCCUCAAACCGUGAUGACAACACAACCAUCCUGAAGGUGAAGCAAGGUUAUGAACCUCCCACAUUCACUGGCUUCUUUGGAGUCUGGGAUACUUCACUGUGGAAUGAUAACAAAUCAUUUGAGGAUGUGCGUCACGAACUAGAGGGUAGCAACCCAGUCCUGGAGCUGGACCCCCAACUGAUUGAUGGCGCAAGGAACUUCAGUGACUUCCCCAAGUAUCCACUGGAGAAGCUCCAGGCUUCAGCUGAUGACUUGCCUGAAGAUGUAGACAAAACACGCAGAGAACUGCAUUUAUCAGAAAAGGAUUUCAUGACAGCAUUCAAGAUGGAUCAUGGGCAGUUCUCUAUGCUACCAGUGUGGAAACAGCACAACUUGAAGAAGGCUGCAAGGCUCUACUAACACAGUGGCAGCUUCCCAUAAUCACUACUACUCAAAUUUCAGUGUGUCAAUAUUCUACUGACAUUUUGCAUACCAUUUUAAAAGAAAGAAUGAAUGAAUGAAUGAAUGAAUAGGAAUUUAGCUUUCAAUUUUGUAAUGUAAAUAAAGUGAAAAUUCUGGUGCUCCUAAUACUAGUCCAUUCUCUGCUAAUUGCAACAUUAGCCUGGAUAAAAAAGAUUACUUUGCAACAUGUUCACAGUAAAAGCAGUAAUCAAAGACUACAGAACACAGCUGGUUGCUUUUUGAAAAAGGAGCUAGACUGUGAGUUAAACUAAAACAAUCUGUUGAAGCCAAAUAUAUUUCUUUCUCAGUACCCACUAAUCCCAGUGAACAGCACUGGAGAAUCACCUCAAGUUUAUGACAAGGCUGCCCAUGAUACUGUAUGUAAAUUAUACAGCCUAAAAGACGGAAAAUUUUGUGCAAAGUUCAUUCCUAUGGCUCUUGCUAGUG